Messenger RNA from Diospyros lotus (date-plum), 2907 nucleotides. RefSeq lists its product as uncharacterized. Bases 397 to 2532 code for a protein of 711 amino acids. The transcript has 16 exons. Gene Ontology annotation, biological process: maturation of SSU-rRNA from tricistronic rRNA transcript (SSU-rRNA, 5.8S rRNA, LSU-rRNA). Lineage: Eukaryota; Viridiplantae; Streptophyta; Magnoliopsida; Ericales; Ebenaceae. Gene Ontology annotation, molecular function: protein binding. Gene Ontology annotation, cellular component: small-subunit processome; 90S preribosome; nucleolus. The record is from RefSeq and is a predicted model, not a curated record.
CCUAAACAUUACAGCCGGGUUGAAAACAUAAGACAUCGGUGGUUGUCGCCGCCAUCAAAACAUCGCUGCCCUUACCCGUGGCUGGUCCUCACGCCGCCAUCGACAAAAUCGCUCAUUGCCGAAAGCUCUUACUUCCUCCUCCUCUUCCCCGACCAGUGUUCUUCCAGACCUAUGACCGGAUUCCGUCGUCACCUUCUUUAGUUUCGAUAUUCACUGCUCUAAAACCUAAAAUUAAGUUCGCCCGGCUGGGUGCAGGUCGGGGUUUAGUUUCUUUCUGACAGCGGACAGGAGCCCUAGGUAUAAAUACUAACCGGAUUCUCUCUCUCUCUCUCUCUCUCUCUUAAAUAUCAGUGUGAUUGGUGGUGUAGCUGAGGAAGCAAUAGUUAUCGUCAAAGCAUGGCGAACCAGGGGCAGGGAGGGAACCUCAAGUCGAUCUCCAUAAAUGGAGUAAAGAUGUAUACUGUUACUUCCCAGCACCGGUCCUUGCCCACUUGGAUUUCCUCCAAGAAGCGGAGAGGCCUUCGCGGAGACAAAGGUUAUAUGCAAAGGGUGGAAUUAGUUCAGGAUUUGAGGUUUGAAACAGCAACAACCAGAAUCAAGGCAACUCCUGAUGGAGAGUAUCUUAUUGCAUCAGGUAUUUAUCCGCCACAAGUCAAAGUUUAUGAAUUGAGGGAACUAUCUUUAAAGUUUGAAAGGAACUUAGUGUCUGAGAUAAUUAACUUUCAGGUGUUGGCAGAUGAUUACUCAAAGAUUGCAUUUCUAUGUGCUGAUCGUUCUGUUUGUCUGCAUGCAAAAUAUGGGAGUCACUACAGUUUGCGGAUUCCAAGGAUGGGAAGGGAUAUUGCAUAUGAUUGCUGGUCAUGUGACUUGAUUUGUGCUGCCUCUUCGCCAGAUUUGUACAGGAUAAAUUUAGAACAGGGACGUUUUCUCUCCUCACUGAACACGCAGUCCUCUGCACUGAAUGUAGUGACUCGAAGCAAACUGCAUGGCUUAGUUGCUUGUGGCGGUGAUGAUGGUGCUGUGGAAUGCUUUGACAUGAGAGUGAGAUCUUCAGUUGGUCGGAUAAAUGCUGUUGCACCUGCUGGUGAUAUUGACCAGGAAGUUACAGCUAUCGAGUUUGAUGGAGAUGAAGGUUACCUUAUGGCUGUUGGAAGUAGUGCUGGAAAGGUACUGAUUUAUGACUUGCGGUCUUCAUAUCCAGUGCGUGUGAAGGAUCAUAUGUAUGGCAGCCCAAUUUUAAACAUCAAAUGGCAUCAAACUCUUAACUCCAACCAACGAAAGCUAAUCACUACUGAUAAUCAUAUUGUCAGGAUUUGGGACCCUGAGACGGGAGAAGGCAUGACCAGCAUCGAGCCAACAGCUGGAACGAUAAAUGAUAUUUGUAUCUUUGAUGGAACCGGCUUGGCAUUAUUGGCACUGGACUGCAGCCAGAUACCUUCUUACUUCAUACCUGCCCUUGGACCUGCUCCAAAGUGGUGCUCUUACCUGGAAAAUUUGACGGAAGAGAUGGAGGAGGAUGCACAAACAACUAUAUAUGAUGAUUUCAAAUUUUUAACGAAAGAAGAUCUUGAGAGGCUGGGCUUGACUAAUUUUAUUGGUACCAAUCUUCUAAGGGCCUACAUGCAUGGCUUCUUUGUUGAUUACAAAUUGUAUAAAAAGGCACAAGCAUUGGCAGAUCCAUUUGCCUAUGAUGCAUAUAUAGAAAGGCGGAAACAGGAGAAAAUGGAGGCUGAACGUGCUUCUCGAAUUACGGUUAAGAGAAAACUACCAAAGGUUAACCGCGUUCUUGCAGCUCGUCUUCUUGAAAAUGAAGAAGCUGAAAAUGAAAAGAUGGAUGAUGAUAAUGCUGAUGCUAAGAAAGCAUCAAAGAAGAAGAAAGGACUCAGCAGUGAGGUUAUGAAAGAUGAACGUUUUGCUGCUAUGUUUGAAAAUAAGGAUUUCGAAGUUGAUGAAUUCUCUCGAGAGUAUCUGGCGUUGCACCCAAUGGCUGCCAAUAAGCAGACUUCCUUGGUUGAGGAGCAUUUUGAGCCUGUCUUGGGAGAUCAGGACCAGAAUUCUAGCGAUGCUGAUGCAUCAGAAGUUUCCCAGUCAUCAGAAGAUGAUCACCCUGACAAAAGCACAUCUAGAAAGAAAUCGCAAUUUCCAAGAUUGUAUGAAGUUAAGGAUGAGCGACAUGCAGAAGCAUUUUUUAACCGUCUCUCACUUGCAAAGGAGGAUUCCCUCCCAUUGGGUGAGAGGGUGGCAGCUCUGGCUGACGGGCAACGGGCUUCACGUUCUCUGAAUGACGUCAAAAUGGGAGCAGGAGGAUCACGAGAGAUUACCUUCAUCUCUAGAAGCUCAGCGAAGUACCAAGAAGACAAAGAGGACAAGGAGGAACGACUCGAAAGGAGGGGAGUGCAAUCAUUAGGGAUGAACCAAGAUGGAUCAAGACUUGGAGGUCGGGGAAGAGGACGAAGUCAUGGAAGGGGCAGGGGCAGGGGCAGGAGCAGGGGCAGAGGAAGAGGAAGAGGAAGAGGAAGAGGCAGACGAUGAAGUAAUGAAGGAACUGAAAUCUAUAUUAAUAUCUACACGAGAUAUGACCUUUUGUUUUGAAGACAAGGAACGCCUCCUCCCAUUCAUAAGAGGGCUUAGUUGGGAUAUUGCCUGGUAUGUGCAAUAUUUAACUUUUAAGUCAGGAGUUUUACGGCCUUCAGUCCAAGAAUACAAGAGGUAUUGGAGGCUGCUUCAACUCUUCCCCUUCUCAGUAAUAUGCCGCGAAGGCAAUUUUUGUCUUAGUGAGAUCUUAGCAUAUAGGCCGCCCUUUUGAGAUUCUUGAGAAACAAGUCCAAUAGUGGACUAAAAUUUUGUGAGAUUUGAUUACACUGACCCAGAAUAUAAAUCAAUUAUAUGUAGUGUGGAUUUAACUUA